UUCGUAUCCACCACUGCCAACAACGCCAACAACUCCAACAACACCGACCGACCAACCGAGGCGAACCCGCCGUUACGAUGCCCAGCGUGAAGACCCCGGCCAUGCGCCGCAGCAGCGAGCGCCACGCCAACAACAUCACCCGCAAAGGAAACGUGCCCGCCUCUCGCAAACAGAAGAAGAGCGAGUUCCCCGUCGGCCCCGUUGUCCUUGGCCUGCUCAUCUUUGUCGUGUGCGGCUCCGCCAUCUUCCAGCUCCUGCAGAGCGUGCAGUUUGGCGGUCCUCCUGCAUAAGUGCCGCUCGCUUCUCUCGUUCUCCUCCCCUAACUUUCUCGCUCGUGUCCCCUUCGCCCCCUCCUCCUCGUUUCUGCCAAUCUCAUAAGCGUCCUCUUCUCCGGGCUCUCCGGUUACUGGUGACUUGAGAAAAAGAACCAACAACCAGCACCACACUUGACACAACUCCGCAGAAGGCACCACUUGUACUCCCUUGUCAAAUCGUGAAUGCACACAGCUAUCGUGAGGCUGACGCCGGCAAUGUGCGUGCGCGCAAGCAAAACACACACACACAAGCAGUAGGGAAGUCAUAGGAAUAUCAUACAUACAUUCAUACAAAGCUGUGGAGCAUAAACCGCUGACUAGAA
Salpingoeca rosetta is the source of this 637-nucleotide messenger RNA. RefSeq lists its product as uncharacterized. The record is from RefSeq and is a predicted model, not a curated record. The transcript has 4 exons. Gene Ontology annotation, cellular component: endoplasmic reticulum. Gene Ontology annotation, biological process: endoplasmic reticulum unfolded protein response. Bases 78 to 290 code for a protein of 70 amino acids. NCBI's taxonomy places the organism in Eukaryota, Choanoflagellata, Craspedida, Salpingoecidae.